UUUAUUUCAAGAGUUAGCAUAUCAACAUAAUAGUUUUUCCGAGAUUCUGUUAACAAAGUCAUGUUGAAAUUCAAGGACAUUUUUAGUAGAAAAUGUUCGGUAAUAGGAAUGAUCCACGUUGGUGCCUUGCCAGGGACACCCUCUUACGCUGGAGAUAUUAAUAAACUUGUAUCAAAAGCUUGCAAAGAAGCUCAAAUUUACUUAAGCUACAACCUGGACGGUAUCCUGGUAGAAAACAUGCAUGAUAUACCGUACAUUCAGUCGCAUCAUUUUGGUCCAGAGGUGGGAGUCACUAUGUCUAGGGUAUGCAGCGAACUCAGGAAGGUAGUGCCUGACAAUGUUGCUUGUGGGGUGCAGGUUUUGUCGUGUGGCAAUAAGGAAGCAAUGGCUAUUGCAAAAGUUUGCUCGUUUGAUUUCAUUCGAGCCGAAGGAUACGUUUUCAGUCACAUUGGUGAUGAGGGUUUUGCAAACGCGAAUGCCGGAACUCUCUUGCGUUAUCGUAAGCAAAUUGGAGCCCAAAAUGUGCUAGUUUUUGCCGACAUAAAGAAAAAACAUAGCUCACAUGCUAUAACCAGUGAUGUAUCCUUAGAAGAUACUGCUAAGGCUGCAGAAUAUUUUUUGGCCGAUGGCUUGGUGCUUACAGGAACUUCUACCGGUGUUCCAGCAAGUACCCACGAAAUGCAAUCUCUAAAGAAGUGUGUGAAUUUACCAAUUAUAAUCGGGUCUGGAGUGACGAUUGAUAAUGUUGAUCACUAUUUAAGCGCUCACGCUCUGAUUGUUGGCUCUCAUUUUAAAGAAGGUGGCAAAUGGAAUAAUGAUAUAGACGAACAGAGGGUGGAGAAAUUUAUGCAGAAAUUGGUACAAUUGAAUAAAUAAU
Cylas formicarius (sweet potato weevil) is the source of this 877-nucleotide messenger RNA. RefSeq lists its product as uncharacterized. NCBI's taxonomy places the organism in Eukaryota, Metazoa, Arthropoda, Insecta, Coleoptera, Brentidae. The record is from RefSeq and is a predicted model, not a curated record. The transcript is spliced from 6 exons. The coding region runs from base 61 to 876 and encodes 271 amino acids.